AUGAAAGUUCGAAACGCUGCCAAUAAUGAAUUGGAAAAUGCGGCAAGACAGCUCUUUCAAACUGUGAAGGACCAUAACAACCGCAAUAUCCAGGACAUGCUUGACAUAUCGAAUGUAUACUGUUACCGCAAUGCCCACGACUCAUCGACAGACGAGGAGAACGACGAAGAGGAAUACGAUGAAGAAUUCCAUCCGACACACUUCCCGAGCGCUCCCUGUUGUGUCACGAUCGUCAAUCACGAUGGUUAUCUUGACGCCAUACAGUCAGCAAUCGAAAGGCUGCAAUCGGAUGGACUUGUGUUAGAAACGUCAUUAUCGCCACAAGUAGACACGAUACAAUCAUUGUCGCAGCCUAAUGAAAUUACACGAACUAUCAGAAAGAUUUCUCGCGUUAUGGUAAUCUGCGGACACGUUCUUCAUCGCUCCGCAAUUUAUACCACCCCCACCAAUGCGAAGAUGACUUAUGUCAGAAUGAUGGAUGUGUCAAGUUAUUUGAAUAAGCUUCUUGCAAACGACGCCCUAAACAACGACCUUGUUCGACAUUUCCAAGCGGUUGAGAGAAUACUAUCACAUCCAGCCUGCGAAAUGAUCCAGAAAAUUAAAUUCGACUUAGACCUAAUCGAAGUGUCUAACGGUUUUUGUUUCUCCAUCAACAAACGCGCGUUCAUGGCGAACGCCAUUCCGUCGUCAAAGAUUGGCAA
Molecule: messenger RNA, 701 nt
Organism: Paramuricea clavata
Lineage: Eukaryota; Metazoa; Cnidaria; Anthozoa; Malacalcyonacea; Plexauridae
Source: the annotation of a GenBank genome assembly